GUGCUCAGAGAUUGGACUUAUUUUCUAUUUGGCCUUGCCUACAGAGUGCCAUUGUGCCAGUCCUGGGCAACCUGUGCUGGAUGUAAAACCUAGUGGAAGUUACGGACCAGUUUGCAAGCCAUUCCGUGCACGGUUUAAGAGUGUGGUAACGAUCCCGCCUCUCGGAAGAUGCACUAUUAUAGAUACUCUAACGCCGAGGUCAGCUGCUGGUAUAAGUACCUCCUUUUCAGCUACAACAUCGUCUUCUGGUUGGCUGGAGUUGUCUUCCUUGGAGUCGGACUGUGGGCAUGGAGCGAAAAGGGGGUGCUGUCCGACCUCACCAAAGUGACCCGGCUGCAUGGAAUCGACCCUGUCGUGCUGGUCCUGAUGGUGGGCGUGGUGAUGUUCACGCUGGGGUUCGCUGGCUGCGUGGGGGCCCUGCGGGAGAACAUCUGCCUGCUCAAGUUUUUCUGUGGCACCAUCGUGCUCAUCUUCUUCCUGGAGCUGGCCGUGGCUGUGCUGGCCUUCCUCUUCCAGGACUGGGUGCGGGACCGGUUCCGGGAGUUCUUCGAGAGCAACAUCAGAUCCUACCGGGACGACAUUGACCUGCAGAACCUCAUUGACUCCCUGCAGAAAGCUAACCAGUGCUGCGGUGCCUAUGGCCCUGAAGACUGGGACCUCAACGUCUAUUUCAAUUGCAGCGGCGCCAGCUACAGCCGCGAGAAGUGUGGGGUGCCCUUCUCCUGCUGCGUGCCGGACCCUGCGCAAAAAGUUGUGAACACACAGUGCGGAUAUGAUGUCAGGACCCAGCUGAAGAGCAAGUGGGACGAGUCCAUCUUCACAAAAGGGUGCAUCCAGGCACUGGAGGGCUGGCUUCCACGCAAUAUUUACAUCGUGGCCGGUGUCUUUAUCGCCAUCUCCCUGCUACAGAUAUUUGGCAUCUUCCUGGCGAAGACCUUGAUCUCGGACAUUGAGGCCGUGAAGGCAGGCCAUCACUUCUGAGGGACAGAGGUGAGCAAGCAGAGCUGAGCCAUGCCGUGGAGGCCAGAGCCCUUCCCCGUUGUCACCUCUGUGUCCAGAGGGAGGAAGUGGAUGCACCCAGCCAGAGCCGGCGCCCUGUCUUCGGCAUCAGCGUGACAUGACCUCUCUGCUUCUGUUUGCUGGUGCUGAAGACUGAGGGGCCCCCCUCUAACCCGCACAAACUUGUGACUGAGACGCUCUCCCCCCGCCACCACUUGGGGUCUACCCAGAGACGGAGAACGUGUCUUUAAGCGGGGCUGGUGACUGAGGGACAGAAGGCCCCUGUGGCUGUGAAGGGGGCCUGACUCAGUUCUCCUGGAGACCGACUGUGUCUGCGGGGCCCCACUCAUGUUAUUGGUGCCGGCCCGGAGGGCAGUCAUCUGCUGUGAGUGGGACGUGGGUGGGGGUGGGGGGGUGGACCAGAAGACACGGACAAGGCUUCUCCCAGCAGCAGAAGGGUGCUGCCUGUAAUUGGGGAGGGGAAGGGACACAAGUGGACCGUGCCAGCGGAGCCUGUGGUGUCUGCACGACUCGGGGAUGUUUGCAGGAUCCUCAGCCACGUUCAAGUAAGCCUGAGCCAUGUGUGGACCGGUGCCACGGAGGACCUCCUCUGCCGCCCCUUCCAGGGCAGGAACCGCCCCUCGUCUCAAUAGCAUUAUGCCCAGAUGGCACGGGGGCAUGGGCAGGGUUCUCCUCUGAGAGUCGGCUCUUCUUUUCUUAAAGCGUGUAAAUAGUUUAUUUAUAGGGAUAAGAAUGUUCUCACACCAUUUCUUCGUUUCCUCUGGCAUUCCCUCUAAGCAGCCUUACGCGGUGUCUGGGACUGAAGCCAUCCCUUUCAGUUCCUUUGAGUGUCUCAAGACCCAACCCCAUCAGCUUCUCCUUUUCAUCCCUAAUGACCCAGGUGCACAUGCGCGCUCCCCCUUCCUCCGUGCACCCCCCCAGCACACACGUACCCGCGCCCCUCCCCUGCUUGG
Messenger RNA from Herpailurus yagouaroundi (jaguarundi), 1973 nucleotides. It is a transcript of the gene TSPAN14, whose product is annotated as tetraspanin 14. The transcript is spliced from 9 exons. The coding region runs from base 169 to 981 and encodes 270 amino acids. NCBI's taxonomy places the organism in Eukaryota, Metazoa, Chordata, Mammalia, Carnivora, Felidae. Gene Ontology annotation, cellular component: plasma membrane. The record is from RefSeq and is a predicted model, not a curated record.